GGGCGGGCGGCUGUGGACGCCCGGCCGGCAGCAUGGAUUCGGAUUCCGGCGAGCAGAGCGAGGGCGAGCCCGGGACCGCCGCAGGUCCUGAUGUUUUUAGUUCAAAGAACCUUGCCCUUCAAGCCCAGAAGAAGAUUCUGAGCAAAAUAGCCAGUAAAACUGUGGCCAACAUGCUGAUUGAUGACACCAGCAGCGACAUCUUUGAUGAGCUCUACAAAGUCACCAAAGAGCACACACACAACAAGAAGGAAGCCCACAAGAUAAUGAAAGACUUAAUCAAGGUGGCGAUCAAAAUUGGGAUCCUCUACCGGAACAACCAGUUCAGCCAGGAGGAGGUUGUUAUCGUGGAGAAGCUCAGGAAGAAACUGAACCAGACCGCCAUGACAAUCGUCAGCUUCUAUGAGGUAGAAUACACCUUCGAUAGAAAUGUGCUCUCCAAGCUCCUACAUGAGUGCAAGGACCUGGUGCAUGAACUGGUACAGAGACACCUGACACCCAGGACCCACGGGCGUAUCAACCAUGUCUUCAACCACUUUGCUGAUAUGGAGUUCCUCUCCACCCUUUAUAGCCUGGAUGGAGACUGUAGGCCCAACCUCAAGAGGAUUUGUGAAGGAAUCAAUAAAUUGCUAGAUGAGAAAGUCCUCUGAAUGCCUUCCCUCCUCCUGGACUUGGCUGCGUUCAUGUUACAGCAUCCCGCGUGUUCCAGGUGAGAAUCAGGAAAACAAGAAGAAACCCUUGUCAAAGAUGCCCAUGUUCUGUCCUGUUCAUCCCUCUGAUGUUGAUGCUAGAUUGAGCUCAGGAGUGUUUAUCACCUAAGCUCUCUGCUGAGGUCUGUACUUAAAAUCUCCUUUGUUUGCAAGCCCAAAGGACAUCUCAUCUAUUCUAAGCAGAAAAGCUGCCCUGCUCAUCUAGGUGGGCCCAGUUCAUCUUGUGGAAUGGAAGGAGCCCUGGACCAGGGGUCAGAGGACAUGGGUUUGGUUCCCAGCUCCAUCAGUUACAAUUUUGUCCUCUGGAUCCUGGAACCAUCAUGCCCACCUGCCUACCUCCCAGGGCUGCUGUGAGGAUCCAAUGAGAUUAUGUUCAUGCUUUUAAAAACUCUAAUAAAAGGUCUUACUAGUUUCUCUUUGGCACGUGACAGGGAUCAACCUGGAUCUAGACUAUUAAGCAGCAGAGAAAAGAACAAUAGUUUCUAAUGGGCUGGGUUUGCAAUUUGUCUCUAGAUGUUCUGUUUCAAACAAAAUAAAAAUGAAUCCAAAGGUGUGAAAAAGUAUAGCUGCAAAUUGGAAAAAUAUUUUUCAAGAGCUGUGUUUUUUAGGUCUUAGAUGUGCAGGUUUAUGGUCCUGCAGAGGGAAACUUUCUGGUGGGGGAGGGGGAGAGUGGAGAGAGAGUUUCCCACCCAUCAUGCAGAAGCAGAGAAGAACUGUGCUGCCCCUGCCCCUGCAGGACUGGCCUCUCCCCAUCUGAGGGGCACCAUCCGGGAGGCAAAGGGACGGUUUAUGCUGGCAUGCGCAGGAGAGUUGGGCAGAAUGAAGCCCUAUCCGUCUUUCUUGGUCUUUCACUGUCAUUCUGUGCUGUUUUCUCUGGUUUGUUAAUAAAUUGAAAUUACCCUUCAAAUAAGAGGUUUUGGAGUUGUGAUUCAAAAAUCAAAUUCCUUGGAGUUAGAUACAGUGUUAGGAAUAAUGGGAUUGAAAGGAAGAAGACAAUGAAGAGUAAGAGCUUUGUACUCAGACCCUAAGGGAAAGUAGCCCCUGGGGGAGCAUGUAUAGGGUGGAGCCUGUGCCCCUGGUUAGUGGGGAGCUAGUUCAUAGACACUGUGACAGCCUUCUCUGAAUGUCUCAAAGCCUCGCUUUCACACAAAAUAUUUAAUGCCUUAUAAUGUUGUCUGGAGGACACCACUUUAAGAGAUUUGCCCUUCCAUCAUCACCUCCUGUCCUGUUAUGCUUCUCCUGUAUCUGAUGAUAAUGCAAAAAUACUAUAUUAGCUCAGCCCCAUGGUUCAUCCCACCCCAUGGCCUCUCUCUAGUAGAGAUGGUUUGCGCGAGGGUGUGAAAAGAUGGCCACUGAACCUGCUGUGGCCAUUCGGCCCCAACUGGCUCCCAUGUCAACAUCAGUAGAAAGUAUCCUGUUAAGUUCUUCAGCCACCAGUAUUCAAAAUUACUUCACAGGAAGGAUGUCCAGUGGGGAAUAGGGAAUAGUUAAGUCAGUCCCUGUCUCCAUGUUUGACAAACAUGGCCCAGCCCCUUCUCACAGUCCCGAGGACGGAACAGUGAUGCCCUGUGCACAUCUGGGCUGGGGAGGUCACUGGUCAUUUAGGCAGUGCCCGUGGAAGCUACAGGCGACAGGCUCCUCCCUGCCCACCUGCCACCAGGCAGCAAGCAGCCCAGCCGUAGCCGAAUUUUCACAUAUAGAGUCCUCCUCAAUGCCUGUGU
Messenger RNA from Physeter macrocephalus (sperm whale), 2428 nucleotides. RefSeq names its product TNF alpha induced protein 8 like 3 (gene TNFAIP8L3). Gene Ontology annotation, biological process: regulation of apoptotic process. NCBI's taxonomy places the organism in Eukaryota, Metazoa, Chordata, Mammalia, Artiodactyla, Physeteridae. The transcript has 2 exons. The record is from RefSeq and is a predicted model, not a curated record. Gene Ontology annotation, cellular component: cytoplasm. Bases 33 to 647 code for a protein of 204 amino acids.